AUGAAUUUCUCAGAAAUUUUACGAAAUUUAUUAUUCCCACCUCUUCCUCCUCCUAAUUCUUCAAUUCAUGACACUGAAUUACAUAAAGCAUCAGUCUAUAACAACGAUAAUAUUAAUCAUAUUAGCAACAAAUUAUGCUUAUUAUUAAGUCAUGGAAAUGCUGUACAUGAAUUAUUCUUCAUCGAAUGUAUUAAUCAAUUUUUACAAAACUAUGCUACAACAAUAAUUCAUCAGUCUCCUAUUUCUAAUACCAUAAAUAUCGUUGAUAGUAAUAAUAAUAAUAACAAAGUUCCUGAUAAUCAGCAUCAAAGCAUAACCAAAUGUUUAAUUUUUUGUUUUCAUAAAUCAUGGAAUAUUUAUCAUAAAUUAUUAAAUCCAUUAUAUGCAAAUAAUAUAACAUUGAAAAAUAAUUUAACCAUAAUUGAUAUGACAGUAAUACUAGAAAAUUUACUAAUCAAAUCAAAUUCAAACUCUGAAUUAGAUAAUAAUGAUAAAGAUUUAAUUACUGAUGAAAAUAUUGGAACUGUUAUUAAGAAUCAUAUCAAAGACAAGACUGAUGAAUUUCUGAAGAAUAGUUACACAACUAAUCCUUCGAAUGGUGUGCAACAACAAAAUAUUGGUAUUUUCAUUGACAAUAUAUCAGCUUUAUAUGAUCUAGGAGUUACUGUACGUGAAUUAGAACAAUUUUUAUGUAGUUGGCUUUAUCAUUCACGUGACCAACAAUCUGCCAUCAAUAUAGCGAAUAUAUUAGUUUGUAUCGGAAUACAUACUGGGGAUUUUUUCCAAGAUUCAAUUGUAUCAGAAUAUGAACCUGCCUUGGUACAUCUCGUUGCUCUAUGGAAAUCACGGGCUUCAAUUAUACUAGAGUGUAAACCAUUACUAACAGGCUAUACAUCAUUGGUUGAUGGUCAGUUAAUUUGUUGGAAACGUUCAAUAGAGGAUAAAAUUAAUCUUCAGAAUCUUACCACUUCGAGCACAUAUCAUUUUCAUGUUGAAGACGUUUCUUUACCAUCAAAGCACUGA
Messenger RNA from Schistosoma spindalis, 1023 nucleotides. The record is from the annotation of a GenBank genome assembly. Lineage: Eukaryota; Metazoa; Platyhelminthes; Trematoda; Strigeidida; Schistosomatidae.